AUGAAUUAUCCAUCACUGCCAACCUCUCCCAAACCCACCAUGUCUGUUUCCGCUUCCCACCACCCCAACUCCGAUCAAAAAUCAGACCAGAGCUACACAUCCUCUCCCCAGAGAACCCUCGCAGCCCCCUCAAUAACGCCAACAACAUCCUCCUACCAAUCCUCCAGGCCUCUCAUCGACCCCGGCUACGGCUACCCUCAGUCAAGCACGCUCAGGACAGCAAGAGCAUGGAGCAAAACAAAGAAAUUCGUCUCGUCGCUCGGGGAGCCGCCAACCGCCGGAUACGAGAGGCAGCAAGCGGCGAAGGGCAUCACGACGGAUGGGAAGGACGCUCUUGGAGCCACCGACUACGGCCCGUAUCAUGCUGGGGGGCCAUUCGGUGGACGGACCUGA
This is a messenger RNA of Drepanopeziza brunnea f. sp. 'multigermtubi' MB_m1, 393 nucleotides long. RefSeq lists its product as uncharacterized. Lineage: Eukaryota; Fungi; Ascomycota; Leotiomycetes; Helotiales; Drepanopezizaceae. The record is from RefSeq and is a predicted model, not a curated record.